Fusarium pseudograminearum CS3096 is the source of this 228-nucleotide messenger RNA. RefSeq lists its product as uncharacterized. The transcript is spliced from 2 exons. NCBI's taxonomy places the organism in Eukaryota, Fungi, Ascomycota, Sordariomycetes, Hypocreales, Nectriaceae. The coding region runs from base 1 to 228 and encodes 75 amino acids. The record is from RefSeq and is a predicted model, not a curated record.
AUGCUUGGUAAACCCAGUGCUCAGCGGAAACGUUAUUGGGAUGGACAUACGUAUCUCAACUGCUGCAAAAUGCCAGAUUUGAAUGCCAUGGAGCGACGCGUUGCCACUCAACGGUCAUGGGCAGGGGUCGGCCGCCAUCAAGGAGCGUUUCUUUUCCCUAACGUCCCGUUGCGGCCGCGCUUAAUCUUAACAGCCGGAAAGCUUGAUCGUGAAAGACAGCCGAACUGA